AUGAACGCGCUAUUUCGCUCGCAUGCGUCCGAUGGUAUGCGUUUCUUGGUAGUUUAUAUUGCCGAGGCACACGCACGUGAUCAAUGGCCUAUGGGUAAUAUCAUAUCAUGUGUAAAUCAACCAAUUACACUCGAACAACGCCUUGAAAAUGCUCGAGAAUGUCAGAAAUAUUGUGAAUUCGAAAUGCCCAUGCUUGUCGAUAAUAUGGACAAUACUUUUCAUCUUACAUAUGGAUCGUGGCCAUUUCGUUUCUAUGUUAUUCAAAAUGGAAAACUCAUCUUGAAAGCAGAACCAGACGAAGAAACCUUCAGUUAUCAUAUCGAUGAACUUGAUCAAUGGAUUGACAAUUUUUGUCAAUCACGUUAUCCUACAGUCUAG
Molecule: messenger RNA, 378 nt
Organism: Rotaria socialis
Lineage: Eukaryota; Metazoa; Rotifera; Eurotatoria; Philodinida; Philodinidae
Source: the annotation of a GenBank genome assembly